AUGCUGUAGCUGGGGUUUCCGUUGCGGGCUGCACUGAACGAUCCACCCACCCAUAAUUUCCAGUGCAACGAAAGGUGCUUCAGAGACUGGUCCACAGAGACAUGUCCCAGGGCUGGAAAGAGCUCUCCAUGAUCAGGCAGCGCUGCUGAAAGGUGCGAAGGCAGGGAGAAGGCCCCAGGCAGAAGCAAAGAGCCAGUCUCCAGCCCUGCAGAGUCUUGCGAACCAAGAGGCUGGCGGGAAGGCUGAGAAGUGGCUUCCGUGGGGCCACGAGAACGGCUGCGUUGCCCAGAUCCUGCUCCGGCACCUACUGGUGCCUCUGUGCCAGCCAUGAUCUGCUGUGCCCUGCGCUGGGCUCUGCUGGGUGCUGUGACCCUGGAGUUUCUGUACCAAGCCAGGACCUACUACAGCCAGGGGAGCUUCCCAAGUUUCUUCUACAGGGAUCCUGUCGGAGCUCGCCAGCCCAGAGCCGGACCCAUGACAGUGCAGACACCGGUGACCCCACUGGGCAGUAGGGCCCCCACCUCCACACUGCAGCUGUUCUUGGGGGACCUGUAUGGCCGGGACAAGACGUACCAGGGCUCGAGGUGCCCCAGUGGCAUCAGGAAGAGGAUCGCGGGCACCAAGUUCAGCAGCAUCUUCCUGGAGGCCAUUCCAGUGCUGCAGUGGGCCCAGCAUGCCUGGACAGCUGAGUAUCAACGCCUGCAGAGCUACGGGGGGGCCCACGGCUGGCAGGAUGUCGGCUGGCCUGUUGUGAGGGACACGCUGACCCGUCUCAACGCGUCGGCCAACGGGCGCAUGUUCGACGCCCGCCCCGGAGCUGCUGCAGGCGGCUCCCCCUGCGUCCGCUGCGCCGUGGUGGGCAACAGCGGCAUCCUGAACGGCUCCCGGGCAGGGGCUGCGAUUGACCAGCACGACUAUGUCUUCAGGACCAACGCGGCCCUCACCAAGGGCUUCGAAAGAGACGUGGGCCGCAGGACUUCCUUUUACAUCUUCUCCACUAACACCAUGAUGAACUCGCUGCAUAACUACGCCAGCAACGGUUUCCGCCAGUUGCCCCAGACUCCGGAAACCAAGUACAUCUUCCUCCCGGACCACGACCGAGAUUACCUGCUGCUCCAGGCAGCCCUGACUAAUCGCCCUGUCAACAGCGGCCCAGAUGAGGGUGCUCGGCCGGAGCGAUACUUUGGGAAAGACCUGCGGGCGGAGAAGUUUAAGAUGUUUCACCCAGAUUUUAUCCGCUACGUCAGGAACCGGUUCCUCCGCUCCAGCAUUUUGGACACCCCGCUGCGGAGGCUGUACCGUCCCUCCACCGGGGCAGUGAUGCUGUUGGCUGCCCUCCACACCUGCGAUGAGGUGAGCGCCUACGGGUUCAUUACCUCCAACUACACGGCCUACUCCGACCACUACUUUGACCGGACGCAAAAGGCCCUGCUGUUCUACGCCAACCACGACCUGUGGCUGGAGAUGGGGCUGUGGCAGAAGCUGCACCAGAGCCGGCUCAUCACGCUGUACACGAGAGGCUGAAGGUUGGGACCAUGCUGGGCCUGGACCCCUCUGCGGGGCAGAGCGAAGGGACUGACGCGCCAGCUUAGGCCGGCACCUGCCGGGUGGGGCACUGGAAACAAACUGUCUGUCAAGCGUGAAGCUGGGUCCUAGACCUCGGAGAAGGAAAAGCCCCAUUGGACUGUCCAGCCUGUCACCCCUAGUUGCUUGGGGAAGGGUCCUCCUGCACUGGGCAACGCUGCCCACAGCCGCCUGCCAGCCCCCAGCGGUUCCUGCCCAGAGCGGAGUCGUCACCUGACUGGCUGCCCUUGGAACAAAUCCAGGCUGCUGCUUUCUGGUGGGGGGAGGCGAAUGGGGCUGAAUGCAGCUGCGGGGGCUGCAUAGCUUGCAGAACAGCUCACGAGAAGGAGAGCCUUUCGCUGGGACUGAACUGGUGCCGUGAGCAGGCCUCUGGGCUGGAACGCUGCUUGCUGGGUCUCCAAGUGUCCCUCCCUGCGGCUGCUGCUGCUGAGAAUUGCCUACUACAGGAGAGUGCCUGGCCCCACCGGCAGGGAGCCCUGGCAUUCGAACUCCCUGGCCUGAAUAACCGGGGAAUGGGGGAGAUAGGGCUGUGCUAAGUCCCAUUACAAAGCAGGGUGACACCUCUGGCUCCUGGAUUGUCUGUCCCCAAAUUUCAGCCAGCAUUGGGACUUUGUCUAGCCUCUGGGGCCGCUCGAGGGGAGAGAUCCCAGCACUCCAGCAGCUGGGGUGUGGCAUGAGUCCCUGCUGCUAUACAGAGAGCGUCCCUCUUGGAGCCAGAACUCUGGAUGGCCAUUAGUCCUUUGUCUAACCAAUAGCCCCCCUUCUCCCCCAGCGAGCCCCAUCCUGAACCACCAAAGAAAGGUCCUCUACCCACUGUGACGAAGUGGGACUGUUCUUAAUGUUUCCUCUCAAUAGUGUGGGGGUGCCUCAGUUUCCCCUAGGCAGUUCUUAAGUAUAUAGGGGAUGGAGUAAGGGUGUAUGAUCAUUGCAGAGCCCUAGAGGGCAGGUGUGUGCAGGGGUCUGGACACAGGGAAUGGCCAACACCCUGUUUCCUGGCAACUGAUGGCCUGGCCCUUCCCCGCUGCAAGGUGAGAGCUAAAGGGUUGGAGAACAAAGAGAUCAGGUGCCCUCCUGGCCCGGGACAGGGACAAAGCCCAGAGGUGAAGGGGGCUGGAGGGAGUUUGUUUGAGGUUGGCUGGGGUCAUGGAGUGAAGUACAGACGUGGUUGUCUGGCUCACUGCCCCCCAAAAUGGACCCAGCUGAGGGGUCCGGUUCUCUACACCUACAAGCUCUGUGUUAGACCAUGUUCCUGUCGUCUAAUAAACCUCUGUUUUACUGGC
This is a messenger RNA of Caretta caretta (loggerhead turtle), 2864 nucleotides long. RefSeq names its product alpha-N-acetylgalactosaminide alpha-2,6-sialyltransferase 2. The record is from RefSeq and is a predicted model, not a curated record. Gene Ontology annotation, molecular function: sialyltransferase activity. NCBI's taxonomy places the organism in Eukaryota, Metazoa, Chordata, Testudines, Cheloniidae.